Molecule: messenger RNA, 6205 nt
Organism: Amphiprion ocellaris (clown anemonefish)
Lineage: Eukaryota; Metazoa; Chordata; Actinopteri; Pomacentridae
Gene: ppfibp2b
Product: PPFIA binding protein 2b
Exons: 32
Coding region: 282-3548 (1088 amino acids)
Biological process (GO): neuromuscular junction development
Cellular component (GO): presynaptic active zone
Molecular function (GO): protein binding
Source: RefSeq, a predicted model, not a curated record
UUCAGAGGGAGAGCAGACGGAGGACGCAGCUCACCUGUUCACUACCUGUGAACCACCUGUAAACCUCCUGUAAACCAGCAGAUAACCUCCUGCUCACUUCCUGCUCACUUCCUGCUCACUGAGGACUCGGCUCACCUGUUCGGACUCACCUGUUUGGACUCACCUGUUCGGACUCACCUGUUCGGACUCACCUGUUCGUUUCCAUCGGAACCAUGAGCGGCUUCAUUUUGUCUCCAGCUGACUCCAAUUAACCUCCUCAAAGUAAGAACAGCUGAGAUCCAAUGCUUCCCACCGUCGCCAUGGAGACAGAGGCCAGUCACAUGCUGGAGGCAGCGCUGGAGCAGAUGGAUGACAUCAUCGCAGGUUCCAAAGCAGCAGCCAUGGAGUUCUCCAGCAGCAUGUUGGACCUGGGUUCCCCCAUCAGCACUGGCCCCCUGCAGGUGGUCCAGCUGGCUGAAGACCUGAAGCUGGCUCUGGAGCUCCAACCCAACCAGGAGGACCGAGAGACGCUGCGAGCUCAGCUGCCGACGGAGACGGUUCAGGUUCUGGCGGACUGGCUGCAGAGCGGAGCGGUGAGCGUUUGUUCUCCGACCAACAAUGAAACGUACCAGGAACGUUUGCUUCGACUAGAAGGAGACAAGGAGUCGCUGGUGCUGCAGGUGAGCGUCCUAACCGACCAGGUAGAAGCUCAGGGGGAGAAGAUCAGAGAUUUAGAAAGUUCUUUGGAAGAACAUCGGCAGAAACUUGCCUCCACAGAGGAGAUGCUGCAGCAGGAGCUGAUUAGCAGAACUUCUCUGGAGACCCAGAAGCUGGACCUGAUGGAUGAGGUGUCCUACCUGAAGCUGAAGCUGGUCGGUAUGGAGGAGAAGCAGCCGGACGUUCAGCAGCAGGACGCCGCCGACAGCAAGCAGAACAAAGCAGAGUGUGUUGUAAACCUCAUCAGUGAGCUCCAGGAGCAGAUGUGCAGGUUUCAGGAGGAGAUCAGCUCUCGCAUCCAGGAGAAACGGGCCCUGGAGGAGAAGGAGGCCCAGCAGGCGGAGCCCCGAGCCCAGGGUCGAGGCCCUCAGGUCGGGUCGGCCGGCUCCGAGCUCGGCCCGUCCGGUUCUGAUGGCCAGAACCGGAGUGGAGGAAAGACUGUUCACCAGGAUUUACUUGAAGAAGUGAAGCAGCUGAAGAACAAAGUGGAGGAACUGGAGGGAGAGAAGAGCCAGUAUGAGAGGAAACUCAGAGCUACGAAGCUCUCCAUCUCUUACUCUCUCCAUGUCUGUUACCAGUCGCUCAUGACUCAGUUGUCCAGCCUCAAACUGACCGUGGAUCAGACUCAGCUGGAGAAGCAGCAGUGGGAGGAGCGCUGGCGGAGCGCACAGGCUGAAAUCUCGGAGCUGCAGCAGCUUUUAUCCUCCAAAGACACAGAGAUCGAGUGUCUGCAGACGCAGCUGUUGGCCAGAGGGGGCAGCAGCAGCGACAACGCAGAGCGAGAGGAGCUGUAUAUCAAGCAGCUCAUUAACAAAUAUCAGGAAUACCAGCGGCUGAAGGUCGGGAUGGAAACUCUGCUGGCAUCAAACGAUGAAAAGGAUCGACGGAUCGAGGAGCUGACCAAUCUGCUGGGUCAGUACAGGAAGAUGAGGGAGAUGAUGGCGUUAACUCAGGGAAGCAGUGAAGAAGAGCUGAGUAGUUUGAAGCUCAGAGCGAUCACACAUAAAGCUCAUUCAGACGUCCUUAGAUCAGAGAUAUCAUCCAGAGGAUCUUCUCCUCUGAUGCUCUCCUCGUCUCCUUAUCAGCGAGAUCUGGACUCCAGUUUUCAGAACUCUAUGGACACGUCGUUGGUCUCAGCUGGAGAUAUGAGUUUCUUUAAUGGAUCGUGGCACCAGCGCCGGCUGAUGUCCAGCAGUCUAGAGGAGCUGCAGAGUAGAUCUUUACGAAAGGCUGUAGAGUUCCAGCCAGUCGAAACUGAAUCAGACGUAGUUUCAGAGAGUCCUCACAUGGAGCUGAGCAAAUACCAAACGCUGCCGAUGAAACUGAGUAAAAAGAGUGAGCUGAGGGCGGAACUGAAUGGAGAUGGAGAAUAUUUAUCUCCUGUCCAGCUUUCUCCGGUCCGAAGCCACGACCAGGACUACAGCCUGAUUCGCUGCAGGAGUGCCAGCGCUCCAGCUUUAGGAUCUCCUGGAAAGCACGACCUGUACGGAGUCGGACGAGUGGAGAAGCCGGAGGAGUCGGUUCUGUCAGAUCAGUCUCCGGUGUCGUCCGGAGUGGAUUCUGGACAGCAGAGUCCGGUUUCUCCAGAGAACAGGAAAACCCACCGAGGCAUCAAGAAGCUCUGGGGGAAGAUCCGUCGCAGUCAAUCCGGCAGUCCGGUCCAGGUCCACGAUGCCGACAUGGGAGACUUCAAGAGAGGAGGCUUCAGAGCUACAGCUGGACCUCGACUGGCCCGGUCCGGAAGAACACGAGAUCUGAAGACGCCGUUCUCCAAGUGGAGCUCCGAGCAGGUCUGUGAUUGGCUGGAGGACAUCGGGCUGGGUCAGUACGGGAUUCUGGGUCGACACUGGAUCAGCACUGGACAGACGCUGCUGUCAGCAAGUCCUCAAGACCUGGAGAAGGAGCUGGCGAUGAAGAAUCCUCUCCACAGGAAGAAGCUGCAGCUGAGCAUCAAGACGUUCAGCAGCAAACAUCCAGAGAAGUCUUCAGAACUGGACUACAUCUGGGUGACUCGUUGGCUGGACGACAUCGGCCUCCCUCAGUACAAAGACCAGUUCAACGAAGGCCGAGUGGACGGACACAUGCUGCAGUACCUGACCGUGAAUGACUUGUUGUUCCUCAAAGUGACCAGCCAGCUGCAUCACCUCAGCAUCAAAUGUGCCAUCCACGUCCUGCACGUCAACAAGUUCAACCCCAACUGUCUGAAACGAAGACCUGGAAACGAGAACCAGUUCAGUCCCAGUGAGGUGGUCCAGUGGUCCAACCACAGAGUCAUGGAGUGGCUGAGAUCCGUGGAUCUGGCAGAAUACGCUCCCAACCUGAGAGGCAGCGGCGUCCACGGAGGCCUGAUAAUGCUGGAGCCUCGGUUUAACUCGGAGACGCUGGCGAUGCUGCUGAACAUCUCGCCUCAGAAAACGCUGCUGAGACGCCACCUGAACACCAACUUCAACAGUCUGGUGGGAGUUCAGGCUCAGCAGGACAAGAGGGAGUACAUGGAGGCGGCGGGAUACACCCCCCUCAGCAUCACCGCUAAAGUCAAGCCAAAGAAGUUGGGUUUCUCCAACCUGACCCACCUGAGGAGGCGGCGUCCGGACGAAUCCAUGGAUUACGUUUGUCCUAUCGAGUCGUCAUCGUCGCUGAACGCCGUACAGAUGCGACCGUACGCCGGCUUCAGGGGCCUCAGCCCGAUUCUGGACCGAGAGCCGGACCGGUCCAGGGACCAGAUGGCGACUGCCGAGGGAACCGUCCUGCAGAUAGAAGCUCUGUCAGAAAGCAUCAACAACCUCACAUACCUGCUCAGUCACGACGAACUGAGGAAGGAGAUGAGACGAUCUCAGACGGCGCUAGUCUGAAGACGACAGCUUGCUAAUGCUGUCGACCAACCAGAGACCUUCAGAAACACCUGGAGUCAGCUAACACUUGGAGCAGGCUAACACCUGGAGCAGGCUAACAUCUGGAGCAGGCUAACACCAGGAGCAGGCUAACAUCUGGAGUCAGCUAACACCUGGAGCAGGCUAACAUCUGGAGUCAGCUAACACCUGGAGCUGGCUAACAUCUGGAGCAGGCUAACAUCUGGAGUCAGCUAACACCUGGAGCUGGCUAACAUCUGGAGCAGGCUAACAUCUGGAGUCAGCUAACACCUGGAGCAGGCUAACACCUGGAACAGGCUAACAUCUGGAGCUGGCUAACACUCGGUGUUAACUGACACCGGGAGUCAGCUAACAUCUGUAGCUAGCAAAUAUCUAGAGCUGGAUAACAUCUGGAACCAACUAAGACUUGGAGCUGGUUAUCACCUGAAGCCGGCUAAAACUGGGUGCUGGCUAACGCUUGGAGCUGGCUAUCGCUUGGAGCUGGCUAACACCUGGAGCCGGCUAACACCUGGGGCUCAUCUAACAUCUGUAGCUGGCUAAAAUCUGGGACCGACUAACACGUGGCGCCGGCUAACAUCUGCAGCUGUCUAGCACCUGGAGUCAACUGACACCUGGAGCAGGCAAACAUCUGCAGCCGGCUAACAGCUGGAGCUGGCUAACACCUGGAGCUGGCUAACACCUGGAGCAGGCAAACACCUGCAGCCGGCUAACAGCUGGAGCUGGCUAACAGCUGUAGCUGGCUAACAAAACAGAGCCGGCUAACACCUGUAGCCGGCUAAUACCUGGAACCGGCUAACACUUGGAGCCGGCUAACAGCUGGGGCUAGUUAACAGCUGGAGUUGGCUAACAACUGGAGCUGCUGAUGCCUCGUUAACACCUACAGAGGACUCUAAAACACAGACUGAACACAACGUUGAGAACAGUCAAUUUUCUCAUUUUUAUUUUCUAUAAUAACGAGCUGAACAACUUAGAGCCACUAGCGACAUUUUUUUUACUGCUUCCCUUGUUUCUCUGCUAUGACCCUUUACUGAUCCUACUGAGGACGGUGCUGAUAUUUAAACAAGGAGAACAGAGUCAGAUGAACCUUCAUGAACAGUAAAAUGCAGUAGUACACAUGAAGUUUGAAGUAUAAAGUUGUACAAAUGAAGUUUUAGCCAUUUCUUUAAAGACAACAACAGCUAAAUUUAGCAGCAUGUUGAAAUAAACAAGUUAUUAGAGCUGGUAGUGAUUAUUAAUGAGUUUGUUUAAGAAGAAAGUGGAUUGGUCAGUUUAAGUGACAUGAAGUUUGUGUUUAAGAAGAGUUUUUGCUCUUUAGCACAGGAAAGAGGAUGUUAUGACUGAUAUUAUGGAUGGAAACAUACAAAAUAUGAAUAUAGAUGGACAGAACUCUGGAUUUUUUUAGCCACAUAUAAGAAAAAAUGUUGUGAAACGAGUUUGUUUUUGGAAAUAAAUGCAAAAAAUUUAAAGAAAUUAUCAACUAAAUUCAUAAAAAGUGCAGAAAAGACAAUAAUAAAUGAAUAAAAACAAUAUUUUGUGCAACCAAACAGCAGCAGUUCCCAUUUUUGAAGGAACCAGGUCUGUGGAUUUCAUUUUUUUAAAGCGUAUUAAGUUUCCUCACAUGAUCCCAGACUGAAAACAGUCCGGUACUUUAACAGUAUAUAAAAACUCAGUGGUAAAUUUUAGCUUUUUUUGCGAAUGCAUACUAUAAAUAAACGUUUUUCUGAAUCAUAUAAAGUGUUUAAAACUGUUGCAGACAUGAAUCUGUAUCUGCAUGUCGGGUUUUUUUUUUUGCUGAUAUUAGCGUUUUAAUGCAGAAAAGUUUGUAGAUGUUUGAGGUAAUUUAUAAAAAAAAAAAAAAAAAAACAUCCCUAGAGACGCUGACGGGUUUUAUUAACCUGCAAAAUGUUCUGUCUAGUACAUAUUUAGUAAACAGAUUUUUAAAAUAAAUUUAAAGCUGCUCUGAUUGAUGUUUAAAUAUCAAAAACCAAUCAAAUUAAUCAAUAGAAUUAGCUCUACGGAAGGUUUUAGUGUCUUUUAACUUGAUUUUUGGGGUUUUACAGAUCAUAAAUUCACUGAUUGGAUUAAAUUUUUCUGCUCUAAUCAGACUGACUGAUUUUAGCCACAGGAGGAAGUUUUUUUUUUUUUUUUAAAUAAAACAAAGAAAAACUCAGAUAAACCCAAUAAAAUCUUCAGCUACCUGGUCCAUUUAGCAGCUAGCGAAACAUACUUCCUUCAAAAAUUGGAAAAAUAUGGUAACUGUUGGAAAAUUGCCCCAAAUAAAUGCUAACACAUGUUCAUGUCUGCUGGAUGUUUAUUGGUUCAUCAAAUCAACUAAAUAAGAUGAUAAUAUUUCAGUGUUUACAUCCUGUUCAGCUGCUCCAAAUGGUAAAAAUCAGGAUAUUAUUGCUGCUUUAGGAGAUCUUUAUUGAAUAUUUUGUGUUCAUGAUGGUUCAUUUGACCCUUUUCUCCUCUUUUUGUUUGUCCAGCACCGUUUUGUUCAUGUUUUAGUAUAACUGACUUAGAGAAGAUGAGAGAAAUCUACUUUUAUACAGUAAACAUUUGAUAGUAUAAAUGACACCAGACUGGUACAAUAAGUUGUGAUAUUUGGUUUAGAAAACAAUAAAACUGAUAAAAACUGA